UUUUUUGGGUGGAGGAUGGUCUUUUUUCUUUUUAAAAUUCUAUAGCAAUACUUGUUUUAGCUUUUCACUUUGUGUUGUAGAAAAGAAAAAUACUUUUUGUGCUAUUUUUUGAGGCUGUGGUGUUUCCUCAGAAUAAAGCACAUUUUUUGGUGUGUGGUUCUUGUUCUUUUUGUUUGCUCUGGUUGAAAUAGAAGCUCAUUUCUCUUCUUGGUAAUAUCUCUCUCCCUAAUGAAUGAAAACGUGUAGCCAUAGCAUGCCUUGUACAUUUUUGAUGAGCCAUUGGUUUCUGUCUGCUGAUUUUGUUUUAGAGUGAGUUUUGUCUCUUUUAAGGAAAGACCUUAGAUUGCUUUUUUGCUUGUUUCUAUUGUUUCUUUGUUAAAUAGGUUGUUAUCUUGAAUUGAAUGAACUGAUUCUUGAGUGACUUCUGAGAUGAUGAUUUGGCUUGCCUUUUACUAAAAUUUGCUAUGGUGGAAGUGAAAGGAUGUGGUUAGGAUUCUAAGAAUAACCAACUGGUAGAUGUUGUGGCUCUGGGGCUACAUACAAUUAUAUGUAGAUAACAAUGGAGGGUUCAUCUGAAUCUGGUUGGGAGGUAUCAGAUAGUUCCAGGGGUUUGAAUUCUUCAGCUCUUGUAGACCGGAAUCCUAGAUUUCAAACAAGCAGCAUUAGGUCCUCCGGUGAUGUGUCGCAUGAUACCGGGUUUGUUCCGGGUAGAAAGGGGAGGGGAAGAAUUGAGUCCCCUCACGUAAAUCGCCUUAAAUCCCAAGGUGGGGUUACAGAGGAUCGACUUGCUGUGGACCGAGGUGAUCGGAGAACAGACUGUACUGAUGUUAGUUUGAGGCAGUGGCUGGACAAUCCGGAGAGAGCUGUUGACGCUCUUGAAUGUUUGCACAUAUUCUCCCAAAUUGUGGAGAUUGUAAACCUGGCACAUUCGCAAGGAAUAGUUGUUCAUAAUGCACGACCGUCAUGUUUUGUCAUGUCAUCUUUCAAACGUAUUGCUUUUAUUGAAUCCGCAUCCUGCUCGGAUUCAGGGUCUGAUUCAUCAGAAGAUGACGGUUUAAACAGCCAAACUAUCGAGUUAAAGGAUUCAUUCUCAGUUUUGCCUCAUGAGUCGGGCGAGCUGGGGAGACAAAGUUCUCAGCUUGAGAAGAUUUGCACAAAAGCUUCUGUAAAAGCAUCUGAAAGCUGUUGCUUGCAGUCAAGUUCAGGCCAUGUGGUGCAGACUAAUAAGAAGCGACAAGAAGAAGAAAAGAAGCAUACCUUCCCAAUGAAACAGAUAUUGCUCAUGGAAACCAAUUGGUACAAUAGUCCAGAAGAGAUUGCUGGUGCUCCAAGCUGUUGUGCUUCAGACAUUUAUCGACUUGGAGUCCUCCUAUUUGAGCUAUUCUGCACCUUCAGUUCACUCGAAGAGAAAAGCGCAACUAUGCAUAGUCUAAGACACCGUGUCCUCCCUCCUCAGUUGCUGUUAAAAUGGCCUAAAGAAGCUUCGUUUUGCUUAUGGUUACUGCACCCCGAGCCAAGCAGUAGGCCUAAAAUGGGUGAGUUGCUAGAAAGCGAGUUCCUUAAUGCUCCAAGAGAUGAGUUUGAAGAGCGUGAAGCAGCAAUAGAGCUUAGAGAAAAAAUAGAGGAGCAAGAGUUAUUGCUGGAAUUCCUUUUGCUGAUUCAACAGCGAAAGCAGGAGGCUAAGCACAACUUGCAUGAGAUAGUAUCUUUUUUGUCAUCUGACAUAGAAGAGGUCUCAAAGAUGCAGAAGACCUUUAGAGUCAAAGGGGGUUCAAAUCAGGAACCAGUAAAGGAUUUGGAUUCGGGGAGGAUAAAUAUUACUGAGAAUGAUGAUGCUGGGAGCUCUGGAUCUAGAAAGAGAUAUAGGCCAGGCCUUUCUAUCGGCACGAAUGAGGAAUUGGAUGAAAAUCCAGAUGAAAGUCAGAAGUCUGAGAAGCAUGUUGAAGACAAAGGGAGUACUCUGGCAAAAAAUUCCCGGUUGAUGAAUAACUUCAGAAAAUUGGAGGCAGCGUAUUUCAUGACAAGACAUAGGGUUACCAAACCAACUGGGAAACCAUUGAGUAGACAUUCUCAGGUAGGUACAGAUUGCAGAACUUCAGUAGUAGCACCAGAAAGAAUUUCAGUGAGUAAUUCGUCAUCAAAGGAGGGGUACAAUGCGGAUAGACAAGGUGGAUCGAUCAGCUCAUUCCUGGAGGGCCUGUGCAAGUAUCUAUCUUAUAGCAAGUUGGAAGUGAAGGCCGACUUGAAGCAAGGGGAUCUUCUAAAUUCUUCCAAUCUUGUAUGUGCUCUCAGCUUUGAUCGUGAUGGUGAAUUUUUCGCAACUGCUGGUGUAAAUAAGAAGAUCAAAGUUUUUGAAUAUAAUGCAAUUGUGAAUGAGGACCGCGAUAUCCGCUAUCCAGUAGUUGAAAUGGCUAGUAGAUCUAAGCUAAGCAGCAUAUGUUGGAAUGGCUAUAUUAAAAGCCAGAUCGCUUCAAGUAACUUUGAAGGUGUGGUGCAGGUAUGGGACGUCACAAGAAAUCAGCUUUUCAUGGAAAUGAGAGAACAUGAAAGGCGCGUCUGGUCUGUUGACUUUUCCGUAGCAGAUCCAACCAUGUUGGCCAGCGGGAGCGAUGAUGGUUCUGUCAAGCUCUGGAAUAUCAAUCAGGGAGUAAGUAUUGGGACCAUCAAAACAAAAGCCAAUAUCUGCUGCGUCCAGUUCCCCUUUGAUUCUGGUCGCUCCCUUGCUUUUGGUUCAGCAGAUCACAAGAUAUAUUAUUAUGAUCUACGUAACUCAAAAAUGCCUCUAUGCACAUUAAUCGGGCACAACAAGACUGUGAGCUAUGUCAAGUUCAUAGAUUCCACAACGCUUGUGUCUGCAUCUACAGAUAACACAUUAAAACUAUGGGAUUUAUCGAUUUGCUCAUCUCGAAUUCUUGAUUCGCCUCUUCAGUCAUUUACUGGACACAUGAAUGUAAAGAACUUCGUUGGCUUAUCUGUAUCUGAAGGUUACAUUGCUACUGGCUCGGAGACAAAUGAGGUCUUUGUCUACCACAAAGCUUUUCCUAUGCCUGCAUUAUCAUUUAAAUUUAAUAGCACGGAUCCGCUCUCUGGUGAUGAAGUGGAUGACCAAGCACAGUUUAUCUCAUCUGUUUGUUGGCGUGGUCAGUCCUCUACCUUAGUUGCCGCAAAUUCUAUGGGAAAUAUUAAGCUAUUGGAGAUGGUUUAAUGUAGUUCAUUUGUGGUCAAAGUUUUGGGAGUUGCCUUGAGGAUAGAAAGAUAAGGGUUCUGCAUUGGUAAAUGAAUGGCUUGCAGUGAAGAUGAGGAAAUUGCCAUCAUCAAGAAACCAAGAUUUUUGCUAGUAGUUCAUAUAGUAGAAGUAGCUCACUGCAAAUAUGAGAACAUACAUUGGUUGUAUGGUGAAAUGCUGUACAUUAAAGGGAAAGAAUGCUAAAUGUGCAUUUCUCUUUGUAUAUUCUAUAUAUGAUUUCCAGAAAACUUUUUAUGAAAGCAAUGAGGCAGAAGAAUACGAGCAUGUGUCUCAUAUUGGUUCUCUCUUGAUCUCAUCUGCCCAAUCAAUAUAUUCUAUAAACUUCAUUCAUAAUAAA
Molecule: messenger RNA, 3584 nt
Organism: Nicotiana attenuata
Lineage: Eukaryota; Viridiplantae; Streptophyta; Magnoliopsida; Solanales; Solanaceae
Product: protein SPA1-RELATED 4-like
Exons: 7
Coding region: 560-3205 (881 amino acids)
Biological process (GO): photomorphogenesis; protein phosphorylation
Molecular function (GO): protein binding; protein kinase activity; ATP binding
Source: RefSeq, a predicted model, not a curated record